AUGGCGACGGCAAGAACAGAGAGGGAGCUUUUUACUAUUUUGGAAACUAGCGCGGAGCCAGAAAGUAGCACGGAGUGCGACAGUCAAGAGUCUCCCCUUAAUCUUUCAGCCGAUGUGAAGUGGUUGGAAAUUCCCAACAGAAAGCAGGACUCGGACGAGGAAGACGAAGUACGGGAGGAAGAGGAGGAGGAGGAGGAGGUGGAGGAGGACGGCGAGGGGGAGAAUGGAGCCGCUGCCGCCGCGGCGGCGACGGAGGAGGCUGCAGACGCGGCCAGCUUCAUCGCCGGAGGAGGCUGCAACAUUAUACUGGUGACCGGCAGUAACGGGAUCAAGCACGACGAGGAGGAGUACGCCGAGGACUGCUAUUAUUCCACCUCCACUAACUGCUCCGACGCCACCUCCAACGAUUCCGAUAUUGAUUUCUCGGAUUUGGAGGAGGAGGAGGAGCGCAGGGGCGCUUUCCGCCUUGACGAUGACCUGGACGAGGACUCUCCGGACUUCUGGGGCGAGCCCGACCAGGUGAUCUCUAUCGAACCUUUCUCCGCUGUCAGUGGCCCUCAGCACUCGCUGGGGGACGAUGCUGACACCCGUGACUAUUUCCGGCUGCUCUUCCCAGAUUCUCUUUUUGAACACAUGGUAGAACAAACAAACAAUUACGCCCUCUAUCGGCAAAGGAGGAGCGGGAAAGCAGACCCCCACUGGCAUCCCACUGAUGUCAGAGAGAUGAAGGCUUAUGUGGGUCUGAAUAUUCUGAUGGGCAUCAACCAGCUUCCUGACACGGGCAUGUACUGGGCCAGUGACAUUUUCAUCGGGAAUGCUGGCUUUAAGAAAACCAUGACGGCCAGACGCUUUGAGAAGCUCACACAGUAUCUGCAGCUGUGUGACCGGGAGGCCGAGCCGGUGCGUGGGGAGCGCUGCUACGAUGGCCUCUACAAGAUCCGGCCUCUGCUGGACGUGGUGGAGAACACCAUGUGGGACACAUACACGCCCAACCGCUGCUUGACCAUAGACAAGUGUUCCAUCGCCCCCAAAGGGCGCUUCUCCCCCACACAGUACAUGUCCUCCAAGCCUGUGAAGAAAGGGCUGACCGUGUGGAUGCUGUGCGACUCCCGCUCAGGCUACUGCCACCGUACCAAAAUCCACGUGGGCAGGCCCGGCGACGACGAAGGGGCGACCUCCUUGGGCUACAGGGUGGUGACCUUUUUGGUGCGUGGCUUGGAGAGGCAGUACCACCAUCUCUUCAUGGAUAGCUUCUUCACGUCCGUGCCUCUCCUCCAGAGGCUGCUGAGGGACGGGCUGUACGCCUGUGGGCCCACUCAUCCCGGGCGUAGGGGCUACCCCGAAGUCCUGCGCCCACGUAACGUCGGAAAACUGUGCCAGGGGGAGUUCUACCAGUGCCAGCAUGGUAACUUGGUUGCCACAGUGACACGGGACGUCAAGAUGGUGAACUGCCUCUCAACUAACUCCGCUCCAGGAAUAGUGGGAAUCAGCCCUGACCGACAGCAGCACGAUAAAGAGGAGGAGGGGGAGAGCGACAGCAUGGACGGCUGUCUUGGCGUUCCCAGACCUUUGCCCUUGCUGCUGUACCAGGAAAACAUGAGAGGCGUUGACCUCUGUGACCAGCUGAGGGAGUGCUAUCAGGUCGGCAGGCCGUGUAAGAAGUGGUGGCGCUACUUUUUGUGGUUCUAUGUCAACCUGUGCAUCGUCAACGCAUACAUAGUGAUGAGGGAGAGCCGAGGGGGCACGCCACCUGCAGGCUUCAACGGCAAGCAGUUCACUCAGCGCCACUACCGCGUGCGCCUGGCACAGCAACUGAUCGGGGACUAUCAAGGGGCCAGGGGCAUGGAGCGGGCUGCACGCAAGAGACACGCAGAUUCACCCAUAGAGUAUGGACAUCGCCUGGAGCGCAUGUCCGAGCGCUCCAGGCGAUGCAGGAACUGCACUAACAAGGGACUGCGACACGAAAGCGUGUUCGGCUGCAAGAUAUGCAAUGUCCACUUAUGCAGGGGCGGCUGCUUCUCUGAGUUUCAUAAAUGA
Molecule: messenger RNA, 2037 nt
Organism: Oryzias melastigma (Indian medaka)
Lineage: Eukaryota; Metazoa; Chordata; Actinopteri; Beloniformes; Adrianichthyidae
Product: piggyBac transposable element-derived protein 4
Exons: 1
Coding region: 1-2037 (678 amino acids)
Source: RefSeq, a predicted model, not a curated record